AUGUUUUUGAUCACCAGUAUCCUACUUGCUUUAUUCAUUGUCGUCGUCGUUGCUUAUUUAUGGCAUAUUCGCAAAGCAUACGACUUUUUCAUCAAACUUAAUAUCCCUGGCCCGCCACCCACACUCUUCUUCGGCAACUUUCUCGAUAUCAUCAGAAGCAAACGAUUAUCGUUGAGUAUCCAUGAGUGGACAAAAAAGUAUGGUCGUAUAUAUGGUUAUUAUGAAGGACACACACCGAUUAUUGUGGUUUCUGAUCCGGAUGUUUUGCAAGAUGUAUUCAUAAAAUCAUUUUCAAAUUUUCAUUCUCGCCGACCGUUUCCUUUGGAAGGUCGACACGAGAAGAGCAUACAUCUUUUCAGCGCGACGGGUCUUCGUUGGAAACGUCAAAGGUUUAUAAUCAAUCCGACAUUUUCAUCAUCGAAACUGAAGCAAAUGACACCGUUAGUUCAUCGAAGUAUCAAUGUGUUGAUGAAGAAAUUGUCUGAUGAAUGCAAAAAAGGUGAACCGUUCGAUAUCUAUGCCUAUUUGAAACGUUUCACAAUGGAUACAAUUUGGUCGUGUGGCUUUGGAAUCAACACAGAUAUGCAAAACAACAGUAACGAUCCUUAUCUCACGCAUUCACAAGAAGUGUUUAACGAUAAAUUGCGAAUCAGUGUGAUAGCUGCUUUGUUUAUCACUGAACUCGAACGUUUCUGGUUUGCACUUCACACAUAUGCCAAUAAGAUACGAUACUGGAUUCGACAUAUUUUUCCAAUCACUAAAAAUUUCAUUGAUGAGGAUCCCGAGACAUGGAUUACGAAACAAGCUAAAAAAAUCAUUGACCAACGCGGAGUUUCUGGUCCAAGAAAUCGAACCGAUUUGUUACAUUUAAUGCUCGAAUCUGCUACCGAUGCAGAUUAUAUCCAGGAUCGUCGGAGUUCAUUCGUCAAUAACAGCGAUACAGGACUUGAAGUUCCAUUGAUUCGAAAAUUGACAACCCAUGAAAUUGCUUCCAACAUCUUCCUCUUCAUGAUUGCUGGCUAUGAAACUACCAGUACUGCACUCAGCUAUGUCUCCUAUGUUCUUGCUACUCAUCCACAUGAGCAACUCACCCUACAACACCACAUCGACACCUACUUCAAUCCAGAACAUGAAGACGAAAUGCCUUCGUACGACAUACUGUCACAAAUGAACUAUCUCGACAUGUUCAUUCGCGAGACCCUUCGAAUGUAUCCUAUCGCACCGGUAGUCAUCAAUCGUCAAAGUACAGAAGCCUUUGACCUCAAAGGAGUGGGUGUUGUUCCGGUAGGCACUCGUAUAGCCGUAGACAUCUACAAUCUCCAUUUCGAUACUGAGUUGUGGGGACCAGUGGAUCCGCACACAUUUUAUCCAGAGCGAUUUGAGACGAAGCGUCAUUCGAUGGCGUGGAUACCAUUUGGAGCAGGCCCACGAAACUGCGUCGGAAUGCGUUUUGCACUGAUGGAAAUGAAGAUGGUGCUUGUUCGUCUGCUAAAAACAUAUUCAGUGAUUGGAUGUGAUGAUCAAAGGAAUACAUUUGAGUCGAAAUUGAAAGAAGCUGUAGUUAUAGCUCCAAGUGAAAUUAGAAUUCGUUUAGAACGACGACACGAACGAGACGCUUAG
Molecule: messenger RNA, 1620 nt
Organism: Adineta ricciae
Lineage: Eukaryota; Metazoa; Rotifera; Eurotatoria; Adinetida; Adinetidae
Source: the annotation of a GenBank genome assembly